Messenger RNA from Cheilinus undulatus (humphead wrasse), 3340 nucleotides. RefSeq names its product lathosterol oxidase-like. The record is from RefSeq and is a predicted model, not a curated record. Bases 59 to 958 code for a protein of 299 amino acids. NCBI's taxonomy places the organism in Eukaryota, Metazoa, Chordata, Actinopteri, Labriformes, Labridae. The transcript is spliced from 5 exons. Gene Ontology annotation, molecular function: oxidoreductase activity; iron ion binding.
UCAGUACACACCACUUCGCUGCUGUCCAGCGGAACAGGGAGCAAACACAGAUUCAACCAUGGAUCUUGUGCUGAAUAUUGCUGACUACUACAUCCUUACCCCGUAUGUGUACCCCGCAUCGUGGCCUGAGGACGGCGCCCUGCGGCAGAUCAUCAGCCUUUUGGUGCUGACGAACCUCGGGGCUGCAGUGCUGUAUCUGGGCCUCGGAGCCAUCGCCUACUUUUUCAUCUUCGACCACAAUCUGAUGAAACACCCACAUUUCUUAGAGAAUCAGGUCCAGAGGGAGAUCAAAUAUGCGAUGACCUCUCUUCCCUGGAUCAGCAUUCCCACAGUGGCUCUGUUUUUCGCUGAAGUUCGAGGGUACAGCAAACUGUAUGACAAUGUCAGUGACUCCCCUCUAGGUUGGCCCGGCCUGUUCCUAAGCAUGAUCUCCUUCCUGUUUUUCACCGACAUGUGUAUCUACUGGAUCCAUCGGUUUCUGCAUCAUAAGCUUAUAUACAAGUUUUUCCACAAACCACACCACCUGUGGAAGAUCCCGACCCCCUUCGCCAGCCACGCCUUCCAUCCAGUGGACGGCUUCAUGCAGGGUCUCCCGUACCACAUCUACCCGUUCCUCUUCCCCCUCCACAAGGUGCUUUACCUUGCCCUCUACAUCUUUGUCAACAUCUGGACCAUCUCUAUCCACGACGGAGACUACCGUGUCCCCAGUAGCCUGACCAGCAUCAUUAACGGCUCCGCCCACCACACCGACCAUCACCUCUUCUUCGACUACAACUACGGACAGUACUUCACUCUGUGGGACCGCCUGGGGGGCUCCUACCGGUACCCGUCUGCUCUGAUGGGAAAGGGUCCCCAUGAUCUGAUCCGGAAACUUAAAGCAGAGGGAAAGUUAGGCGAUGACGGAGUGAAGGCUAAUGGGCAGGUGAAUGGACACGCUCAGAGAUGUAAGGAGGAGUAGGAGGGAUUAAUUCUUAAAGUGUUUUUAUUUUCAUAAGGACAAUGAGCUACACAAAUCCUUAGCUGGUAAACAUGUCAGAACAUAACUUCAACUUUUUGCCAAAUAAGCUGUUUUGAGAUGUUAAAUACUAGGAAAUGUAUCAAGAAGGCUCCCCUUAAAUCCAGGACUAGCUGUGGGAUUAACCAUGCCAAUAGAUACAGAGCAGAUGCAUCUGGAGUUGGUGUUUUUGUUUUGCAGUGCCCACUUUUGCAGAAUUGAAUGAUACAGUCAAUUUUUGACUAUUCCAUAGAACAGAAUUUAGGUUAAAAAACUGUUGUGCAAACUUAAGCUGGAUUCAUACCCCUAGAGUGGGGGCAGAAAUCAGGUUUGGGCCCUUCAGUGAUAUAAAUGUACAGCACAGGUAGCCAGGUAAAAUGUUACACCUCACAAACUUGCUGAUUUAUUUGAGUCACUCAAAUAAUUUCAAACAUUUUUUUUAAGUUAAGGAUUCAAAAUCUGUUUUAUUCAGUUAUGCUCUCUAAACCAAACCAUUAAAGCUGAUGCUAACAGUCUGAAGUUAUGCUGCAGAACAGACAAACUUAGACCAAUCCCCCCAGACAUUUAUGAAGAUUUUUCAUUUCUGUAUUUACUUCAGAAAGUUGUCUGCUUGUUUGCAUCUUCUUCCUCAUGAGAUCUCAUUAUAUGUAAGAUCAAAUGAUUUGGUAUUUGCUCUGUGUGAUGCAUGAGUUCAUCUUGAUAAUACUUUAUCUGAUGAUGAGUCUUACACCACUAUUUUUAUGUCCAGUAGGAUGUGCGUAUUUUAUAUUAGAAAGAAAAAAACAUCUGUUUUGGUCCUCGUGUGUGUGAUGAAACCCAAUCUGUUAGGAUGUCUAGGAUGUUACAUUUUUAAAUAUUAUUGUUCAGGCCAGACCUCAGAAACAACAAAGCCAAGAGAUGUGUGGAGCAUUUAAAAGCUGCUAUACUAAGAGCAGGGGUACAAGAUGAGCGUACAAGAUGAUUGUAAUCAAGUAAAAGUACAGUUACUUUGAUUAAAAGUAACUCAAUCGAAAGUAAAAUUACAGGUCAAAAAUCUACUCAAGUAAAAGUGAAUCAUUACCAUUUUAAAGUUUCUUUAAAGUUCUGAGUAGUUGCUUUCAUACAGUAGAACGUGAUCUUCCCUUCCUUAGCGGGAUUUCUCCUGAUAUCUAAUAUUUUUAUAUUUCCAAACUCAUUUAACCGAUAUACAAGCACCUUUUUUCAAAUAAAAUAAAAUAAACCCACCAAGUUUCUCCAGGGCAAACAGAGGCUGAGUCAAGCUGAGCUGAGAGAGAAAUGGCUUUAUGUUUGUUUUUAGUUCAAAAUGUUCAGGACUCAUGGUGGGCUUCUUGAGUAUGUGGGGCAAAAGGCAAGAGGAAAAAUUAGAAACAGGACAAAAAUGUAAACAAAAUAAAAUGAACUCGAGUCCCUUCAGUGCAUCCAUACUCCAUUCAUAAUUGUUGCAUGGGUCUCAAAACAUAAAAUACAUUUCUAUUAAGCAAAAGAGUAGAUCAAGGGUUGUAUUCAAUCCCUCGUUUCACUAGAAGCAAUGUUUUUCCAUUUAUAUCAUGUUGAGCUGCUUUAUUGGAGUUUCUGACAUGUUUUUUUUUUUUACCUUAUUUGCUUCUACUGUUAUUUUCAACAAAGGCAAGGUUCAGAUAUAUUCUUGACUGUGCUUUGAAAAUCAACAUUUGUGGGGGCAAUCUGCCUCCAGGCAACCCAACGUAAUGUUUACAAGAAGACAAUUAUUAAGCUGCUUGAGCCAAUCUUGGACAAUAGUCCACAGAUAUGCAGCAUCUGGAUAUUUUUUUCUAGAGAUGAUGAUGAUGGUGGUUGUGAAAGUGUAUGUAUCUGUUAUUGUUUUGGUGCACAGACUGGCAAACUUGCUGACACAGAAAGUUUAGGUAGCAUUAAUCUCCGGAGACCCUGUGUCCACAUAGAGUUAUAGGUGUGCUUUGAAAUUUUUAGAAUUUCAGAAAUUGCUCUGGUUGAUUUAAGUUUCGGUGCUGCACGGUGGUGCAGGGGUUAACGCUGUUGCCUCACAGCAAGAAGGUCCCUGGUUCGCUUCCCAGUCAGAGCCUUUCUGUGCGCAGUUUUCAUGUGAUCCCAGUGCAUGCGUGGGUUCUCUCCGGGUACUUCAGCUUUCUACCACCACCAAAAAAAUGCUCAGUAGGUUAACUGGUGACUCUAAAUUGGCCAUAGGUGUGAAUGUGAGCGUACCUGGUUGUCUGCCUCUGUGUCUCCUGUGAUAUACUGGUGACCAGUCCAGGGUGUACUCCGCCUCUCGCCCAAUGAUAGCGGGGAUAGGCUCCAGCCCCCCACAAUCCCCAAGAGAUAAGCGGUAUAGAAAUUGGAUGGUUGGAAUUU